Ananas comosus (pineapple) is the source of this 654-nucleotide messenger RNA. RefSeq lists its product as uncharacterized. The transcript has 3 exons. The record is from RefSeq and is a predicted model, not a curated record. Lineage: Eukaryota; Viridiplantae; Streptophyta; Magnoliopsida; Poales; Bromeliaceae. Bases 1 to 654 code for a protein of 217 amino acids.
AUGGCAUAUCAGUGGUCUUGCUCAGCUCUAGUUGACAUAGUUGCCGCACCCAACCAAGCUUUUCCUUACCCUGCUCCGCGAUGUCAAGAGGAUCAGACCUCACCAACCCGUUAUGCUGGUUACCCUGGGUUGUGUCCCUUUUUCCCCCCUCACCACCUCUUCUCCCCUCACCAAACCUAUCGAAACCCUAGAAAUCGGCCCUCGCACUCCUCCUCCUCCGCCGUAGCACCCGAAGGAGUUGGCACCCAACGUCGAGGUGGCGGCGGUGUUGGGCGAGGAGUCCGGCGACCGCUUCCUGGCUGUGCUUGGGCGAGGAGUCCGGCGGUGUUGGGCGAGGAAUCCGGCGUGUUGAAGGUGCGGAACGAGGAGAAGGAGAAGUUAUUCAUGGAUUUGAAAAUUAUUAAAAGAUUGUUGGAUUGGCCAAGGGGAAGUAGACAAUACUUGGAGGGUGUUGGUGGUUUUCUUGAUUUUGCAUUCAGGAACCCAAUUUGUUCUGAGAGCAAAAUUUGGUGCCCUUGUGUGAAGUGUGUCAAUAGAAGUAAGCUGGCUUGGUUUUAUGUCAAGGAUGGGACACUAAUGAGCCUUAGAGAAAUGGAUUUAGCUCCAUGGAAAGCUAGAAGCAUUGCUAAUCUCAUAGAGGUGCUCAAAACCUAG